AAAAAAAAAAAAAAAAAAAAAAAAAAACCCAAAUGCCAAUAGCAUAAUCCCGUGAGCUUCCAUUCUUAAAAUUCAGAAAAAGUCUCCGUCCUAACUCCCUUUGUCUCCCUCCCUCUCCCUCUCAAUUCCCAAAACCCAUCCAAAACCUUCAUUCAAUUCAAAGUGAUUGAUAAUUCAGGAAUGCAUCUUUUGCUACCACUACUUUAUAGAUGACUGGUGUUGGGAAGCGACUGUAUUGUUUUUGUCAUUGGGGGGGAAAGCGUAAAAUUGACACUGCAAGAAAUGUGACUUAUGAAGGAGGAAUUACAGUGGCUGUUCUCCUUACUGAAGGUACAAGCUACAAUGCUUUUGUACCGCUUGUGUGCGAGCAUCUUGGCAUUGACCCAAAAGGAAAAGUACUAUACUAUUCUGCUAAGCUUGAUAAGACACAAUAUAUUUGUUUGAAAAAUGAUUCUCAAUUAAAGGCCAUGUUGGAAUUGAAUGAUGAAAUAGCUGAUGUGUAUGUGGCUCAUGCUGAUGGUGUCUUGAGGUGCUCAAACCCAGCUUUGCAACAAAUACCAGUUGAGAGUGGUGCUAAUGGGUAUGUGGACCAUGCAAAUGAUGGCAGUUCUGGGUCCUCAUCAAACAUUGCUAUGCAACCAAUACCAAACAGGAGUAAUGAAGAGCCCAAUACCAAUCUUUGCGGCAAUGAUAUCAUGGCUUCUAUCCCAAAGCACAUUGAAAAUUCCCCACUUGUGGCUGCUAUGCAUAAAAAGGCCAUUUUGGAAAAAGGCCAAUUAUUUGACAGCCCAGAAGAGUUUCAGUCUGCUGUUGAGAAACACUCACUUGAAAAUAAUUUUGAAUAUACAGUCAAAGACAACAGUUAUGAAUAUAUGAGCGCUCGAUGCAAGGUUGAUGGUUGUCCAUGGAAAGUAACAGCUGUUUGUGAAGGAAACACAAGAUUAGUCAUGGUGAAAAGAUUUAUCAACAUUCACAAACAUUCUGUGCAGGAUCAGAUGGGUUGCAAACUGGGUUUGAGUUCUAAUUUGGUUUCAGGAUUGAUUGUAGAGAAGCCAAGUGCUGAUCCUUGCUCUUUGUCUAAAAGGAUACACAAAGAUCAAUCAGACUUUGAUGUUGAAGCGAACUAUCAAAAAUUAUGGAGGGCAAGGAAGAAGGCAAAAGAGGCAAUUAAUGGGAAGCCAGAGGACUCCUACAAGCUAAUUCCAUGGAUGUGCAAGCGACUUAUGGAGUCAAUUCCAGGUACAGUUGCCAAAUGGACAUGUAGUGAUGAGAAUAAAUUCAGGCAGUUAUUUGUUGCAUAUGGAUGCUCCAUAACCGGUUUCCAUAAUGGAUGUAGGGAGUUGCUGUUUGUUGAUGCCUAUCACUUGAGUGGGCCAUAUAAAGACACUUUGUUGUCUGCAUCUGCCUUAGAUGCAGAUGAUGGCUUAUAUCCUCUAGCUUAUGGGGUAGUUAAUACUGAUAAUGAUGAAAACUGGUUGUGGUUCCUAGAGCAUCUAAAGUCUAUUAUGAUGGAUCGUCACGUGGUUCUAGUUUCAGACAGGAACCCAAGCUUUCUUUCAGCAGCUAAUAAAGUGUUUGGCAGUGAUUACAAUGCUCACUGUCUCAGCCAUUUGAAGGAGAGCCUAGACUACUUCAUAAGUAGUAAUCCGGUCUUAAAGAUGGGAACUGACAAAAAGAAAAUAGCACUGAAACUUCUCAACGACAUUGCAUAUGCAAGAACAACUGAUAAAUAUGAAGCAAUGUUAGGAAAGAUGCGGUUGUUAAAGGAGGAGUUAUAUGAUUGGGUUGUGUCCACUGGACCAGAGCAUUGGGCUAAUUCUUUGUUCCCUGGAAGGCGAUGGGAUAAGAUCUUCACAAGUCAGGUAGAGUCCUUUAACAGAUUUGUGCAGGAGGAAAGAGAUUUACCAGUUGUAGGCUUCAUUACUGCUCAUCGUCUAAAGUUAAGCGAGCUUCUAUUGAGAAAGCAGUCAGAGGUGGCGAAGUGGGAAACUCCUGUGGGUGGAAAGAUUGAAAUGAAAAUCAAAGAAAACCAGAACCUAGCAGUUGGUUUGAAUCACCAUACUAUCUCGCCUACUAAUAUGGAGGUACACGAGAAUGGGGAGACUUUUGCAGUGGCAUUGGACAUGAAAUCAUGCAGCUGCCGCGAGUGGGAAAUGACGGGUAUCCCUUGCCGACAUGCUUGUUGUGCUGUAACUGCUGCAAACACUAAUAUUUAUGAUUAUGUGGAGAAAUGCUAUAUGAAGGAGACACAGGAGCAAAUAUAUGCCUCCAACAUGCCUUCAGUGCCAAUCCAUGAUAUGCCCACCUUGUCUGAGCUCCAUGGAAAUGACCCCAACUCUCUGGUUGGAAGCAUGAGUAUUCUUCAUCCACCCCCAGAUAAAAGACCUCCUGGUCGACCGAGGAAGAAGCAGAUUGACUCUCAACUUCAGGACAAGAGGAAACUGCAUUGUUCCCGUUGCCAUAAAGCUGGUCAUAACAGAAGUACCUGCAAGGAACAGCCAUCAUGCUAGGCAGUGCAUAUGUAUCCAUUUUUAUUGAUUAUCAUUCAGUCCACAAAAAUAAUCAGAAUAUAUGGUUUAAUCA
This is a messenger RNA of Vitis vinifera (wine grape), 2583 nucleotides long. RefSeq lists its product as uncharacterized. Bases 210 to 2510 code for a protein of 766 amino acids. The record is from RefSeq and is a predicted model, not a curated record. NCBI's taxonomy places the organism in Eukaryota, Viridiplantae, Streptophyta, Magnoliopsida, Vitales, Vitaceae. Gene Ontology annotation, molecular function: zinc ion binding. The transcript has 4 exons.